CGAGUGUUUCUGAGCAUGGGCAGAGUGCCUCGUCCACACGAAGGGGCGACUAACCCAGGCAGUGGGGAAUAAGUGGGUCUACGGCUAAUCCUGGCCGUUGGCCCGUCUGGUUUGGGGCUGCUGGGACCCACAGUCCAGCAACGUCUUGAGGUCCACAGAAUCCACCCCCCCCCGGUGCUUCCACUGGUUCAACUCGGCCGAUGGGAUUCCGCCUCAAGCUGUCCAGUUCAGGGUGCGCCUUUAAAGUGGAUUUCCUAAACUCUGCGCUGAAGAAACUGCAGGUGGGAUAGAAACCUAUUGAGAGACAAUGUCCAUUCCAUUCUCCAACACCACUCAACGCAUUCCUCCAGGAUUUGCAAAUCUGCUCGAAGGGCUUGCCAGGGAAGUCUUGAGGAGCCAGCCUGUGGAUAUACCAAGCUUUGCAGCCAAGUAUUUUGAAACUCUUCUCAUUGAAAGAGAAAAAAGUGGUUAUGAUCCAUGUGAAUGGGGAGCAAAAAUAGACGACCGAUACUACAAUAACCAUGCCUUCAAUGAACUUGCACCACCAGGAGGUGGUGAUAAAGCAGAGGAGAAGAAGGAAGGAUCUGAGGCACAGCCAGAGGGAGGAGUGGAGAAACCACCAGCAGCUAUGAGUAUUGUGAGCCUAACUGAAGAAGAGGCUGCUACAAAAAUUCAAGCCACAUACAGGGGAUACAGAUCAAGGAGGAACACAAAAUCCACAAAAGAAGAAUUGGAAGAAGUGAGGGAGGAGGAGAAGGCACCGGGAAAGGAGGAAAAGCCAAGUGAACCUGAAAAUAAAGAGCCACAGUAAUGCCACACAGCACCCUGCCAGCAGUCAAGUUUAGAAGUGGCGUAAGGCAAAGCCCCUGGGUCUGCUUUAGGAGCAUGUGUCACGUUUAUGAAAUAAACAAUAACCUUCAAAAAUGCACCUUGUCAUUCUUGGUGCUCAUUAGCAGAACAGCACCCUGAAUCUGUUUUAAGGCACAAAUAGUGAGUCUCCUACUACUUCAUCCUUUUGGCUACAUUGAGGAGCAAAAGAAGGUAUAUGAUCUUAUGGCUCCGUUAAUAUUUCAUUUGCUAAGUUGUUGUGGUUCUCUGGAUGUAAAGUGCAAAGCACCUUCAUGAACGUUGUAGCCUGUACAUUCAGGCCUUGCUCUUCUUGUUUCCUUUUGUGGUUAUGCCAGUCUUGGUGCCUCUGGUGGCUGGGCGGGGAAUCUUUAGUUUGGGUUGGAGAUUUUUAUAUAUAUAGUAAGCCCACAACUUGCAUGGGGGUUACAUUCCAGGGAUUGUGCCUAAAGCCAAAAUUGUGUAUAGUCAAAACCCUUGGGGUUCAAUGGCAGGCAAGAUUGCCAAAGUCAUUUCCCCCAUAAUUCUGCCCCCUUUGCACCUCCUUUUAAUUUUUUAAAUUUUUUUUGCCAUGCUCCUAAAGCGGAAUGCACACAAGUUAAAUGUAUUUAAACAUGUUUGCCAGUUUUGACCCAUGUCUAAUUUUUCUUUGAAUCUGAACCAUGAACAACACAGACCAAAAAAUGUCAUGGAUUUUGGUAAGUACUUUAACUUCACAUCCAAUGGUAUCGAUGCUGAGUUUCAGUUUUAACACCAAUACUGAUUUUCAAUUUAACAUGGUUCCUUCCAUCCCUAGAACCAGGCGGUGGUUAAAGUUUUAAGUAUACACUCUUUUCUUAUAACUUGAAUCCAUUGGUUUGGGUCCUGGUCUCUGAAGAAGGAGAAAAAAAGCUUUCUCCAUCCUACAUGUGGCAGCCUUUUAGAUAUUUGAAAAUGGCUAUCGUUUCUCCUCUCAGUCUCAUCUUUUCCAGGCUAAAUAUAUCCAACUCCUUCAUAAGGCCUUGCUUCUUAUAAGGCCUGGUUUCCCAGACCCUUUUAUCAUCUUGGUUGCCCUUCUCUGAACACAUUGCAGCUUGUCGAUUUUCUUCUUAAGUUCUGAUCUAUACAAACUAACAUCAGGGGCAGUUUUGAAGAGGAAUCAGGAUUACUUGCAUCUCUUGAACCCUGCUUCCUUGACAACUCAGUUUAAGGAGGUCCCACUGCCUACAGUGGAGCUUAUUUGUUAGUAAAUGCAGUCCUUUUUCCCCCUGGGAGUGUGCAGGGGGUACACCUAAACAUUUUGUGAAUCUUUGUACUUUUGUCCAAAUAGUGAUUUUCUUGAGUCAAAAUUAGAGUACCCCUAAACAUUUUUUUAAGAAAAAAAGCACUGAGUAAAUGUGUGUUUAAGACUGUAGCUUCAGCCUGAUUCACAAGGCCAGUACAUAUGUGAGGAAAUAUUUCUGAAAGGUGAGAUACAAAUUUAUUAACUAAAUAAAAAAAUGUAUAUAUUGA
Messenger RNA from Podarcis muralis (Common wall lizard), 2337 nucleotides. RefSeq names its product sperm surface protein Sp17. Gene Ontology annotation, biological process: binding of sperm to zona pellucida. Gene Ontology annotation, molecular function: calmodulin binding. NCBI's taxonomy places the organism in Eukaryota, Metazoa, Chordata, Lepidosauria, Squamata, Lacertidae. The record is from RefSeq and is a predicted model, not a curated record. Gene Ontology annotation, cellular component: membrane.